Molecule: messenger RNA, 210 nt
Organism: Parastagonospora nodorum SN15
Lineage: Eukaryota; Fungi; Ascomycota; Dothideomycetes; Pleosporales; Phaeosphaeriaceae
Exons: 2
Coding region: 1-210 (69 amino acids)
Source: RefSeq, a predicted model, not a curated record
AUGGGCCUAGCUGAGCUUGUCCUGAGCCUCUUUCAGGUUGAUGGCGGUGCGCUGGCUGCUGUGGUCUGGUCGGAAAUGAAGGCAUGUAGCAAGUCGCCCCUAGACACGUUAGUCGCACCCAAUCAAGCCUUGUUGACGAAUGCGACGAACUUGCAAUGGGCUGCAUACAUGCAGGGAAAUGGUAGGCAAAGUCUGCAAGUUGGUAAAUGA